Schistosoma mattheei is the source of this 300-nucleotide messenger RNA. Lineage: Eukaryota; Metazoa; Platyhelminthes; Trematoda; Strigeidida; Schistosomatidae. The record is from the annotation of a GenBank genome assembly.
AUGGAACCUAUUAAAAAUCUUGAAGACAUUCUCUUUCUUAAUAAAGCAUUAAAUAUUUCAAGACAUAUUUGUAACAAAAUUUUAAUAUAUCUACCAAGAAAUUCGUCUAUUGGUCAGUUGAUUCAAAUGAGUUGGCCAAUAGGUGAUAAUCAGGGGACUUGUGAAUAUAUUGCUGAUUGUUGUUCUUGUAAACAAUAUCUUAAUGUACAUAUUGAAACAUAUUGUUUACGUGGUAGACAAUUAGCUCUUGGUUUAUAUUUGGGAAGUUUUCCGUAUUUUGAGGAGAAUAUUGCAGUGUAA